AUGGCUGGCUUUGUGAAAGUGCUACGGCAGCAUGCAAAAACGAACAUUAACAAAAACAAUAAGAAAUGUAUAACAAUAACAACAACGGAGACAGUGGUAGCAGCUAAAACAAAAGCGAUUAACAGCAGUAGUGGCAACAAUAAUAAUAAUAAUACCGACACGAAUACAACAUGUUGUUACUAUAUGCAAUUGCGCGAAAAUUAUCAUAUGACACGUACAGCAUUACAAUCUUCUACUUCUACCAGUAGCAGUAGCAGCAGCAGUACCAUUACCACAAACACUUCAACCACUGCAACAGCAACAACAGCUAUUGUUAAAUCUACGUGUAAACGUCAAUCAUUGUCAGCGCCAUCAUCAUCUCCUGCUCCAUCAUCGUCAUCACCAUCAUCAUUAUCACCAGCAUUAUCUGCAGCAUACACAUUUUCUUUUGCUGUGGAUAUUUUUUGGUGUCACCUAUUGUAUUCUAAAGAAUAUAAUUUAUUUAAAAAAGCAUCAUCAGCAACAGUUACAGCAACAUCUACAGCGACAGCGCCAUUUUCAUCAACUGUCUGCUUGAUGGACAAUUGUUCUGUUUCCUCCUUCAGAUUCUGUUGCUGUAGUUGUCAUUGUUCUUGUGCUUCAACAUGUCGUUUAGCUGUUAUUAAAUGUUUUUGCCCACACCAAUCAACAACAACUUCAGCUGAAUACUUCAGUGAAUCCGAUAUAAGUAUUCUUACUAACUAA
Molecule: messenger RNA, 723 nt
Organism: Calliphora vicina (urban bluebottle blowfly)
Lineage: Eukaryota; Metazoa; Arthropoda; Insecta; Diptera; Calliphoridae
Exons: 2
Coding region: 1-723 (240 amino acids)
Source: RefSeq, a predicted model, not a curated record